GACAAACCCUACCUAAAAACUCUACACUUGGGGGCGAAGAACAUAACAAGAGAAAAAAAGAGAUCUUUCGAUGGCUUACGCGAGAGUCGGGAACAUCACUGCCGGAGAGCUCAAAAAAUUCGAUGGAAGCGACCCAACGCUGCCCGUGUGCGUUGCAAUCCGGGGAAAAGUCUACAAUGUCUCGAGCGCCACGAACUUCUACGGGCCGGGAGGACCAUACGCCGUGUUCGCCGGAAAGGAUGCUAGCCGAGGACUCGCAAAGAUGAGCACCAAGCCGGACGAGGUGAGCGGCCCUCUCGAUGAUUUGAGCGAGAAGGAGAUGACAACCUUGCUCGACUGGGAGAAGAAGUUCUCCGAUAAGUAUCCCGUCGUUGGCGGCAUUGUCUCGUCCGGAUAGGCAACGCUUCCAGCGCUGGACGAAGAAGAAGAAGAAGAAGCAUCAGUCCAAGUUGCACAGGUAGAAAUACGAGAGCUUUCGUUUCUUACUUUCUUUCUUUGUUGUCUCGUUGUUUGUUUUUUGCCCCCUUGUGUAUAAAGUCUGUGUUCUAAGUAGUACUAAUUGGGAGGACCUGAGAGCUCGGAAGCUAUGUUUCGCAGCGCUAGAACUGCCUGCACCGGCAUUCAAGUGGAAAACGCUGAGUCAAAAGCUACAAAUAAUUAAAACAAUGGAUAAGGCGUGCA
Messenger RNA from Selaginella moellendorffii, 681 nucleotides. RefSeq names its product probable steroid-binding protein 3. The record is from RefSeq and is a predicted model, not a curated record. The transcript is spliced from 2 exons. NCBI's taxonomy places the organism in Eukaryota, Viridiplantae, Streptophyta, Lycopodiopsida, Selaginellales, Selaginellaceae. Gene Ontology annotation, cellular component: membrane; endomembrane system. Bases 71 to 397 code for a protein of 108 amino acids.